Triticum turgidum subsp. durum (durum wheat) is the source of this 2343-nucleotide messenger RNA. The record is from the annotation of a GenBank genome assembly. NCBI's taxonomy places the organism in Eukaryota, Viridiplantae, Streptophyta, Magnoliopsida, Poales, Poaceae.
AUGGUCACUUGCUCGACGCUGAUUGCUGAAAGAUAUUGCAGGGCUUGGAGGUCUGUUCUCCAAGUACACUGUGAAAGCGUGCCUGCUGUUUGUACCUUCUUGACCUGCGACGGAAUGGAGUGCAACAAGGAUGAGGCCCUUAGGGCGAAGCAAAUUGCAGAGAGGAAGUUUGAAUCCAAGGACCUGCAGGGUGCCAAGAAAUUCGCACUCAAGGCCAAGUCUCUCUUUCCGGAUCUUGAGGGCAUUAUGCAGAUGAUCAUCACCUUUGAUGUUUACCUUACCUCAGAACUGAAGGUUGCUGGUGAGAAUGACUAUUACUCUAUCCUCUCUGUGGACAAGUCAGCAGAUGAUGAAACUGUGAAGAAGCAGUACAGGAAGAUGGCACUUCUACUCCAUCCUGACAAGAACAAAUCAGUGGGCGCUGAGGGUGCCUUCCAGUUGGUUAAAGAGGCAUGGACUGUGUUAUCUGAUAAAACCAAGAGACUGUUGUAUGAUCAAAAAAGGAAAGUAGUUGUACUACAACAGAAGACAGCCCAAUCAAAUAGGACAAGUGCAACUCAAGGUGCAACCAAUGGCUUCCAGAAUUUCGCAGCCAAAUCACCUGCUUUCAAGCCAAGAGCAAACAAGCCAAAGACAGGGUCAACAACAUCUGCAGCGCGCCAGCGCCCGCCCCCGCCCCCACAGCGCCCGCCUCCUCAUCAUCAGGCUCCUGCUCCUGCUCCACCUCCAGCAAUGAAGGACACAUUUUGGACCUCAUGCAACAAAUGCAAGAUGAAUUUUGAAUAUCUCAGAGUGUAUAUAAAUCAUACUCUUCUCUGCCCUAGCUGCCGCGACCCAUUCCUUGCAAAAGAGGUACCGGUGCCACCAACUGAGGAUGUUCAUGCAGUACGGGGCUCAAACAUCAGUGGUGCACCUCAAGAUGCAAGCACUGGGAGAAAAUUUCAGUGGGGUCCAUUCUCAAGGGCAGCUGGUGCAGCCAGUGCUACUGCAUCAUCAUCUGCUGCGGCUCAAGCUGCUAAUAUGGUUCAUCAGACAUAUGAGAAAGUUAAGAGAGAGAGGGAGGAGGCACAAGCAGUAGCAAGAAGGGAAGAAGCUUUUCAGAGGAAGCACAAUCCUCUAAAAAGGCAAGCAGAUGUGUCAAUGUGCGAUACUGCAUUUGGAAAGAAGAUGAGAACUGAUGCUGGAGUUGGUUCAUCCAUUCCCUCAGGUCCAUGGGCCCAAUUUGCUAGAAUGCCAGUUGGAACUAUACCAUUUUCAACCAACAAUGCCUUUGAGUUUCAGAUUGUUAAUGGUGUGCCCACUUGGAAGCCCAGGCCUGUUACUCGGCUCAGCGUAACUAAGAUUUUCUCCAAGUCAGAUCUUAAGAGAAUUUUGAUUGACAAGAUGAAGAGCGAUUUGAAGGAGAAGCUAAGUGAGAUACGAAGUAGGCCAAUCCAAGUUACUGUUGAUGGUCCAGCAAGCAAGAAAUAUGUUGAGGUUAGCAAAGCAACAGUUGAUUCUACUGCAAAGAAAGAUGUUUGUGUGGAUCCAGAGGAGAAUGGUUCUGCUAAUAGCAAUGGUUCUACUGAUAGCACAGCUGCUGGAAAUGAAGAUGAGGACCCUAUGUCUUAUACUGUUCCUGAUCCUGAUUUCCAUGAUUUUGAUAAGGAUCGUACCGAGGAAUGUUUUCAGAGUGAUCAAAUUUGGGCUUCAUACGACGAUGAUGAUGGCAUGCCUCGUUUCUACACAUUUAUUCAGAAAGUUAUCUCCUUGAACCCGUUUAAGGUCAAAAUAAGUUACCUCGAGUCGAAGACGAAUAGUGAAUUUGGACCAUUGAGUUGGGUUUCUUCUGGCUUUGCAAAGACGUGUGGUGAUUUCAGGAUUGCCAAACAUGAAAUCUGUGAUGUGGUCAACAUGUUCUCUCACCAGAUUAAAUGGGAGAAAGGCCCACGUGGGGUGGUCAAAGUUUACCCACGGGAAGGCGAUAUCUGGGCUUUGUACCGAAACUGGUCCCCUGAAUGGGAUGGAGAUACUCCAGAUAAUGUGCUGCAUGUCUAUGAUCUGGUUGAGGUACUGGAUGAUUAUGACGAAGAUCAUGGAAUCUCUGUAAUUCCCUUGGUUAAGGUUACUGGAUUUCGGACAGUUUUUCAGCGUCACCAGAACCGGAACGUCAUCAAGAGGAUUCCAAAAGAGGAGAUGUUUCGGUUUUCACAUCAGGUCCCCUUCUAUAGGUUGUCGGGGGAAGAAGCUCCAAACGUCCCCAAAGGUAGCUAUGAGGUAGACCCAGCUGCAAUUCCGAAGGAACUCCUUCAGGGGAUCACAGAAACAGCGGAGGAGGCAGAAGGAACUUCUAAAUCCAGUUGA